AUGAGCCGGCCGGCGGUGCACCCGGUGGAGGCUCCGCCGAUGACACUUGAGGCGCCUAGAGUGAGGAUGGAAGACGUCCAUGGCAUGCCUGGCACCACAGGUGGCCUCUUCCUCCGCCUCUGCCAGUUCGUUUUCGCUGUCGCCUCUCUCUCCGUCAUGACCACCACCUCGGAUUUCCCCUCCGUUACUGCCUUUCGCUACCUUGUUGCUGCUGUUGGUUUGCAAAGUUUUUGGAGCCUGUCGCUGGCAAUUGCUGACAUAUAUGCCCUUUCAGUUAGACGGAGUUUCAGACAUGUUGGAGUUGUCAGUUUAUUCACCAUUGGUGAUGGGGUUACUUCAACUCUAACUUUUGCUGCUGCCUGUGCCUCUGCUGGUAUCACCGUUCUGAUUGGCAACGAUAUGGAUAAAUGUAAUGUGAACCACUGCACUAGAUUUAUGUCAGCUACCGCCAUGGCUUUCCUGUGCUGGUUUGCCGCCUCACCAUCAUUUAUUUUGAGUUUUUGGUCAUUGGCGUCCCGGUCUGCAAACAUGGGGAUGACGCCGUCGCUCGCUGCUAUGGUUGUGACGGCAGAGUUUGCUGUGUCGCUUCCGGUGGUGAUGGAAAAAAGAGAGCGUGAGAAGACGGAGAGAAGAGAGUGA
Molecule: messenger RNA, 639 nt
Organism: Fraxinus pennsylvanica
Lineage: Eukaryota; Viridiplantae; Streptophyta; Magnoliopsida; Lamiales; Oleaceae
Source: the annotation of a GenBank genome assembly